CUGCGUGGUGUGACGUCAUAUUGGUUGGUAGAGGGGCUAAGCGUUUGUAAGCAGUUUGUUUUGUAGUUCAUUUUGAAUUGCAGAAACUUAUUUAAAAUUAUUGAGUUCGGUUUUUGGUUUGUGAUUUUUUAAUAUACUUGACUCAAAUAUUAUAGUAACUAACCGGAGAGAAUGACGUAUAGGUUAAACUACGUACGAAACGGGCUGGAAUUAUGUGCCAUUUUUUACUAAUGACAUUAAGAGUUCUUUGUAAAUUUCUUCAUAACGUUCAUUGAAGAAAAUAAGACUCCGUUGAAAUGUCACAGGCUGUUAUGCCUACAAAUCAGAUGCGUGAGAGCCCACCAAUGGAGCGGAAUAUACACGAAAUGCUGAAGGAUACGCCGGUGAUGAAUGAUAGCAAUACAGCUGUACACUCAGGAACAGCUCCCCCGACACCGCAGCGUAUGGGCUUUAUCCAACACCCGACAUCAUUACCUCUAAGUCAGACUGCAGCCCCAGCAUCAAUGACAUCACCAUCUAUGAAUUCAACGCAGAAUGGCGAUCCUCAAAUCAUAAAAGCCCAACAAUCAAAAAUUGAAAGUAUAAAGAACUGGAGUAUUUCAACAUACAAAUGUACAAAGCAGCUUAUGUUUGAAAAAUUGGGAAAAACUUCAAGAACUGUGGAUAAAGAAUUGGAGGCUCAGAUUGAACAACUGCGAGACACUCAACGGAAGUAUUCAAACAUCUUGAGACUGUCUCGAGCCCUUGCCAGUCAUUUCUAUCAUGUUGUACAAACUCAGCAUGCACUUGGUGAGGCAUUCUCAGACUUAGCACAGAAGUCACCAGAGCUACAGGAAGAGUUUCUGUACAAUGCAGAAACACAGCGUAGCCUUACCAAGAAUGGAGAAACACUACUUGGGGCUCUGAACUUUUUUGUUUCAUCAGUGAACACCUUGUGCAAUAAGACUAUUGAAGAUACCCUUCUGACUAUUAGACAGUAUGAAACAGCCAGAAUAGAAUAUGAUGCAUACAGGACUGAUUUAGAGUUGUUGGCUCAAGCUCCAAGAACAGAUGCAAAUACAGCAAGAUUGGAAGAGGCGCAACAUAAUUAUGAACUUCACAAAGCACAUUUUGAAAAGUUAGGCUCAGAUGUAUCUGUGAAACUGAAAUUUUUGGAUGAGAAUAGAAUCAAAGUAAUGCACAAACAGCUUUUGCUGUUUCAUAAUGCGGUAUCAGCAUACUUCUCAGGAAAUCAACAGGCACUUGAAGCUACAUUAAAACAGUUUAACAUCAAGGUUAAAUCUCCUAAUUCUUCCUAUCCAUCAUGGUUGGAGCAAUAGUAGCAGGAGAUACGUAGGACUUGUGAGUCGUGCCCAUUCCAGAUGGUUUGCAGUUAUUGUAAAGUAGCUGUGUAAUUUCACUUAAUGUCAACAUGACAAUGCUGCAACAAUUCCUGCAUCACCUUGUUUAUCAAUCUGUGUGUGCAUCAUAUGUGAUAAAUGUAAAUUAAGUGCUUUAAAAACUUUUGUUGCCAUUUACUAUACAUCAGGGCCAGAAUUCUGCAUUAGUUAACUGUGGACAUUAAUUAUGUAUACUAAAACCCUUGUUCAUCAGUCAUGCAGUAUCAUUUUUUCAGUGAGUUCCUGUUUCAUGGUUUUGUAUGAUUUUAAGACUACAGAUAACUGGUGAACAGUACAUAUAUUUCAUGUAUGAGAUAUAGUGCAUAUCAUUAAUAAAUGACUUCUUUACAACAUUGUUUGCCAGUUAGCCCACUUGGAUAAAAAUUUAAAACUUAUAAGAAAUAAAAAUAAAAAAUGGUUUAUAUUUUAUAAUUUAAAGAAAAUACAGUUAUGUUGUUGCUGCAGUUCAGCAUGCUUAAUAUCUGCGUAAUGAUCAGAUUGUGUCGAAUACGUAUAUGGUCAGCAUUUAGCUAUGUUGUACAGUGUAACAACUGACAGCUAUUAGACUAUAGAUGUUUCAUGUAUUGAAAAAUAAAUGACAUGAAUACCUUCAUUUUCUGUCCAGAUGUCUAGGAUUAACAGUGUGUUAUUGUGAGUAAAAUUGUUACUGCUACAUGUUAUAACAGGACAAAUUUGAUAUUCUUAAAGCACGUCAUGUGUUAAUGUGAUCCAUGUGUAGUGUGAUGCUGAAAGAAAAAGUCAUGUAGUAUCUGUUCUAUGGAAAAUUGCCAUAGAUUUCUUUCUUUCUUUUUUUUUCCUUUUUGUACACAGUACAAACUUUCAAAGCUGAUUUUGUGAAUGCCACUGGAUUUAUAUUGGUUUUAGUGCACUGUGACUUCAAGACAGUGCAUUCAAAUAUAAACCUAGCAUUGCUAAAAAGAGUAGAUAUCAGUUUCCAGUUUUUAAUGACAACACUACAGAUAAAAGGAGAGUAUUAGUCCUCUUAGACAGUAUAAUUAAUGAAAGACAGAAUUUAGAAUUGAUUGUCACAUGCUUGUCACAUUACUACUACUGUGCUUUUUUGUCGUAGUUGGUGUGUUCACCUGUACUCUGUUAUAUGCUUGUAUGAAUGUCACAGUAAUGUGAUGACAUCUCAUUGAAAUGCACCAUUACACUCAUUGUAUUCUUUUGCAAAAUGCAUUUUAGCCAGUUAUUUUCUUCUCUCUUUUUUUGUAUGGCUCUUUUGACAAAGUUUAGUCAGUAUCUUUAACGUAAUUUUUCUCUUUUGAACAUUUGCAGUGUUGGAUUGGUUUAGUGCUUUUAAAAGCAGACGAAAAAGUAUUUAUUACAAAUAAUUAGUUCUAACUGGGGAUAAUUUUUGAAGUUCAGAAUUAUAUACCCUUUUAGGUAUUUUGUGCUCUGUGCAGUUACUUUCCAGAGAAAGUAAGUUUUAUUCAUGGUAAUUUCAAAAUAACACUGUUUGUCUUUGUCAUUGUGACAUCCACCUCAUCCAAAAAGGUACAAUACUCAAUGCUUUGGUGUUAAUAGUUUGUUUUGAAGUUGUAUACUGGAGCUGAUGUUUUGAACAACAGUGUUUUCUCUACGUGAAAGGCUUUAGUGUCUCCUCGUCAUGUGCAGUAUUUAAAUGCUGCCAAUGCUUUCAGUAAAUAGUAAAUGGAGAUUAGUGGUACCUUGUGCAAGUAUGACAAUAUCUGGUGGUGUAAUUGAGCAGGAGAAUAGUCAUCUAUGGGAGUGCUGAUUUUGUGUAGUACAGCACUUCUGUUGCUACCGUCCACAAUUAAAUUUGCUCUCCUGGAAUACUGCCAAGUAUUUUACUUCAUUUUAGAUGACCUGCAAGCAUAGCUCGUAUAUAAUGUGCCAUUAAUAGCUGACGUAAUGCUUUAGUGACAGUGGUUGACAACAAGAGACUUGUAACUCUUUUGUCUUUGUUUUCUAUACAGUAUUUGCCGAUAAACAUUUUUUUCCCAUGUGAUUCUGUAUUUAAAGACUGAUACUAGAAAUAAACAUUUAAGUGGUGGUAGAAAAGGCAGUAUGUGCCGUGUUCUCUCCCCCUUCCCCUCUCUGGCAUAAGUAGUUCAUUAUGACCUAAGGACGUGUUUCCUCCUUUCAUUUGUCAUAUUAUCUUUGCAUUCUCACAUGUGGCAAACAUUAAAGGCCUUGUUAUAAAUUUCAUUUGAUGCUUUGUAUGUGAUGCUGUCAUUGAUCAAACUGUGCACAUUUUGGCUUGUGUUGUCUGAAUACCAUAUCUCAUAUAAUAUUCAAAUCAAUAUGAAUUUAAUUGUCUCAAUUAAAAACAAAGAAAGAGUAGAGAUUUACAAAAAUUAAAUUUGGAACUUGUAGGGAUAUGCACAUACUUCAGCACUAACUACAACUUCCAAAUCUUAUUUAUGUGUCUGCUGUUGCCCAGAGUCCAAAGUAUACUCAUCUACUGUUUAUGCUGCACUCAGAAUUUUCCAGUAUCUUAUUAGUGUUUCAAAAGUCAUUAUGUAGAACUGCAUAGUAGCUCGACUUGAUACUCCAUUAAGGGUUUUUUUUCGGGGGGGGUGGGGGGGGGGGGGGGGGAGGAGAUAUUAAAUAUCUUAUAAUUGAAGCGAAUUGUGGUUUCUGUAGAAAGUUGUGAGAGAGAAUGUUAGAAAUGUAUUUUGGAGCAUUUCAGUGAAUGAUCUAUCAGUGAAACUUUUACAUGCUUUUUUAUAUUUAUUUGUGAUAUUUGUUGUCAGCUUUAAUAUAAUUUUUAAUGUAAAGCUUCUUAUUUGUACAGAAACUGUAUUCGGCAUACAGUAUAAUUCUUAAACAUUUAUAUUUUAUAUACACAGUAGACUCACAAUGGUUAAAGUAUUUGUAGAUUCAAUCUCACAAAAUUUGUAACACAAAUACAUAUUUGAAAAUAUGAAUCAGAGUAUGUCUCUCAAUGUCUUUACCAAGUUCUGACAUACUUCUUAUUUUAAGGUAAGCUUCUUGCAAAUGUGUGCAGUUGAGUUUUUUGUCUGUUAUUGGUUUGAUGGUGUUUAUUGUAAUCUUACUUUAAUAUAAAACAUGAUAUUUAAUUGUACUUUUAUGAACAGAGUUAAAAAUACAAAUGCAAUUUCUUACACAAUGAGAUGAGUGUAGCAAAACAACUUCUUCAUGUUCAUAACAGAAAAUUGUCUAUGUGGUACAACUUGUCAGUUCGUUGAGACACCCUUGCAUUAAUUAACUGUUAACUGUAGUAAUCUGUCAUACAUUCAUAUUAAAAAUAUUUUAAGUCAAGAGUAUUAUUUUCCCUUUUGUCUCAGUGAUGUAAGAAGGCAUUUGUAUAUUCCAUAAUGAGAAAUUUAAGAUAAAAUCUACAGAGCCCAUAAUUAUUUUAUGUGGCUCAGUUAGUAGAUAAUAUUUACGUUUUCGGGCUUUGCGCACACGCACACACGUGUGCGUGUGUCAGUGAGUGAGUGAGAGAGAGAGAUUUUAAAGCAGCUGUGGUGUAUUUGAGGUAAUGUGAAACAGUGUAGUUAGUAGUUAUAAAGUUUUUUCACUCAGUCCCUUUCAGCACUUAAGAAUUUUAUGUUGCAAGAUGUUUGUUUGGAUAGAAAGAGAUGAAAACUGAGUUAUCUUUUGAUAGUAUUGUAGAAAUGAAAUAUUUUUUCACAAAUGUCUUUUAAUAACUUUUGUGUUGUGCUAGUAAUAGGACAAUAGCUUGAAGAGUAAUUAUAUAAAUAAGACGAGGCAUAUGCAUGCCUGUUGUAAGCUAUUUGACUGUUACCUAUAUAAAUAUCAAUUCUCAAUGCUAAGAAGAAUUUAAAUUGUACAUGUGGUGCAUCUAUGAUUGUGCUUUCUAUUCUUGGCAACACCUUGUCAGAUUGGUGAAUAUUUAUUAGUUCUCUGCCCUGUAGGUUUUGCUCCUAAUUUUGAUGCUGUUUCAAAUGAUUAUUUCAUGUUACACAGUUUUUAUUUGUUAAUUCCUGCAUAUAAUUUGCUUCAUUUGAAUGCUUUUUAAUCAUAUAAUGAUCAGAAAUCUGGCCCUGAUUAUUUAAGGCAAAAUUUUGUUAAUGGUUAAUGAUGAGCUGUUUUCAGUUUCCAGCAAAUGUAUGUGUAUUUGUGUGAAGAGUUAUUUAUUGACUUUUGUGGCCAUCAGAUCAAAAACUCAAGUAAUAUUAAAGUAUUUAACAGGCUUUCACCUCAAACUUAUUAAUUCAGUUAGUGGUAUUAUUACAUUACCUGAUGUGUCUACAGUUUAUAAAGGAGGAUACGUUUUAAUUAAAUCCACUCUGUACUAAUCACUGUAUGUCAACAGGGAUUAUUAUAAUUUACAAAGUUGUUUGCUCCACAAGUUAGUUCCAAAACAUAGGGAAGUAUAUCAUGUGGAUGUGAAAUAUGUUCAUUGUGAGUAGAGAGUGUGGAUUUUUUUUUCUCCCCAUUCGCUUAGGAUAAUUUUACAUAAGAUGGUGAAAGGAAGUUUGUAUGAUGUUGCAGUAAUUAAGAAAAUCUUAAAUUUGAUUUUUUUAAGUCAUAAAUGCAACCAUGAAACCAGCAAAAAUGUAAUUAAAGGUAGGAAGGUGCAAAUAAGGGGCGAAUGGGUAAAUGAUGAUUAUAAUGAUGAAGGGCAUUGGUAUUGAUUGAUGCAAGUAGAAAGGUACCUAUUGAGCUUCGUUUCUAUGCAGAAAUACACUGGCCUCUUUGAUCCCUCUAUGGGUUUGAUAAUUAUUGUAAACAUUUGUAGCUGAAAUUCAGUUCAGAGUGAACUGUUGGGUUUCCUACUGCUACCAACACACUCUUGACCUGUGUGUCUUGGUAUACGCUGCUGUGUGACAUGGGGAAUCCUUAAAAUCAUCUGUGAAUGCAAGGCUCUUGAGGUGUAUUAAGUGCCAGUUGUAAUGAGUGACUUAUUACCAAUUCAAAAGUAGACAUAUGUGUACAGGUGUUCGUCUUAAACAGUUUUGGCAGUGGAAUGGACAUUGCCUAAUGUGAGUCACCCUAAUAGUAACAGAUUGUAAUGAUAGAAUACUAAGUCACUAAAUACAAAUGAAUUCUGAAUUAAAAUCUGUAUAUAAUUUUAGUAUAUUGUUCAGCCAUAAAUGUGUUUGGUGAGCAGUAUUAUCUAUAUUUCUGGAGGAGGGUAUAGCACAUUCUCACUCUGAAAUUUUGUCAUUAAUUGCAAUUGAAUAUUCAUUCAUAAUUUAUUGGAUAAUCUAUUAUAGGCGUAAAGUGACAUUAGACAGUAACAAAACAGUGCUGGAGGUUGAAAAGAAAAACUUAGGAAUACUUCAGAAUCCAUAAUAAAAUCUGCUAAAGUUCACAUUAUAGUGAAAGAUAAAUUUUCAAGAGCUAAAUCUGUAUUUUAUAUAAUUUAUAACCUAAUUUUCUUUCCCUGCAUGCUAAAUGUCUCAUUAACUGCUAUACACCAUAGUAUUGAAUGCAAUUUUGAGAAGGAGCGAAUGUUUUCUGUUUUGUUUAUUACCUGCAUUCACAAUUAUUUUGGAAAAAAAGAGAAAGCUCUAGCAAUUAUAGACAGAAGUUGCCACGUAAUGAACACCUCUGCCCACUACUUGUAAAUAAAUUUGAUAUUUUACUUCACAAUUCAUUGACCAGCAUUGUCAUAACACCACAAUGUUACGACAGUGUUGGUCUGGUGAAUUGGGGAUUUAUUGAAGGAAAUAUAUAGCUAAUCAUUUGUUGUGAUGUAGGUAAUUCAGUUCUGAUAUUUUGAAGUGAAGGGUUCAAAACCAACAUUACACAGUGGUGAAAUAUGUGGGGUUUCACAUGGAAGAAAUGAUAAAGGAACUGGAGCAAAUGAAGAAGCUACAACUAUCUGAGAAAUUUGAAAUCAGACAAAGAAUAAAAAAGAGAAAAGACUUUCGAAUUCAAACUAAUGAGUGCCAGCUGCUGGUGAAUAUUAAAACUAGUAAUUCACAAAAUGUAGUAAUGUUUAUAUUUGUUCAUAAUACUUUUGUUUUACACGUGAUUCGAUUGAUAUGUUGUAUUCAAAGUUGUGUAUAUUGAUUUCAGAUUUGUCAAAUAACUGGAGCUUCUCCAUUUGUUCAAGUUCUUUGAUCAUCUUUUUGGCCCAAAACUCAACAUAUUCUGCUGUUAUAUGAGGUUUGUUAAGUAACUUUUUGCGUCCCUUUGUGAUGCCAAUCACUCAUCAGUUUUUAUUCAAAGUAGUUUCUCUUCUUUAUAAUUUGUCUUAUUUCUGAUUCGUCAAACAACUUUAGCUUCUCCAUUUGCUCCAGCUCUUGUAUCACUUCUACCAUGAGAAAUUCCACAUAGUCUGCCAUUGGGGUUAGUUUUGAACACUUAACUUCAGAAAAUCAAGAGAAUUGAAUAACCUACACCAUAACAAAUGAUUAGCUACAUAUUUCCGUCAAUAUAUCUCCAAUCAACUGGAAAAACACCAUCAUGACAUUAAAGUUUCCUGACAGUGCUGGUCCAGCGAACUGGGGAUAGAUGGAAGGAAAUGUGUAGGUGAUCAUUUGUUGUGGUGUGAGUAAUUCAGUUCUCCUGAUAUUUUGAAGUGAAGUUUUCGAAACUAACCUCGUAAAUUGGCGGAAUAUGUGGAGUUUCUCAUAGUAGCAAUGAUAAAAGAACUGGAGUGAAUCAAGGAGCUCCAGUUGUUUGACAGCUCAGAAAUAAGACAAACUGUAAAGAAGAGACAAGACUUUGAAUACAAACUAAUGAAUGACGGGCACCACAAAGGGAGAAAAAAAGUUACUUAAUUUAACUAACUUCAUACGGUGUUGGAAUAUGUAGAGUUUCACACUGAAGAAAUGAUUAAAGAAGUGGAACAAAUGGUGAAGCUCCAGUUGUUUGACAAAUCUGAAAUCAGACAAAUUAUAGAGAAGAGAAAAGACUUUGUAUUCAAACAAAUGAGUGGCAGGCACUCCAGAGGGAUAUAAACAUUACUUAAUUGACACAAAGGAUAAACAGCUUUCUUGCUUGUGCUUCUUGCCAAAGCAAUUGUGUCAUCUUGGUUAGUCAUUGAAAAAUCUGUGGUAAUACAUGGUUUGCUAUUUAGUUUAUUAUGAAUGCAGAGUGACAUUGCUGCAUUUCCAAUAAUUAGAGGCAUACUGUUUAAUAUGUCACAAGAUUUAGUGAAUCAGCAAAAGUUUUAUACAGUGUUCAUUGCUGUUUUCACUGAUAACAACAUCGAUUGUUGAUGUGGAUGUGUGGUGUUAAAUAGUAAGAAGCAGCAUCGUAUUGGAAGGCAAUGGUUGCAAAUUUAUAGAUGACAUUAGACUUGGAGGAUUUACUGAGUACUUGUGCUUAGCACAGGCCCGUGCUUUCAUUACAGCAGAAGUUGGCAUAUCAUGCUCUUAUGGGGUAAGAAGCCCAAUUAUGUGUGUGUAUCACUGAAUAACUGUGUUGGUAAUCAGUGCACAUGCUUAACUGUUCAUAUGUAUUUUCGGAAAGCUUGUUUGUUCAUUGAUUUUUUUCUAAACUGAAUUUACUCUUGCAUGCCCUCAGGAUAGUUUAAAAUAAUUUUACAUUACUGAAAAUUUUAUACACGUUGCAGCUUUUCAACUUUUUCUCUCAAUUCAUUUUAAUUAUUAUUCCAUUGUCAUUUGUUUGCUUGUCCUUUUCUUACAGUCACCUUACCUUUGAUUUUCAAGUGUUUUACCAAAUCAUGGAAUUAUGUUUAAGUACCAAUAAUGUUGCAUACCUUCUCUUUUGAGAGAUUGAUUCCCCCAGUCUACUUUUUGCGAAUCUUUAUUUUUGCAUGUACACAGAAAAGAAUGUUCUGGACACACUAUAACAAAAUAAAGGCACAAAAUGCAUCUACUUGGUGCCAUAUCAUCUGUCAUGCAGAUGUUACAAGGUUCAUUCAUUUAUGUGGUCACUGACAUUCGUCUUGUACUCUAUUGCAUCCGAUCAAGUAUCAGCAUUUAAUUUUCAACGUCCAUCAUAUUCCGUUCUGCUUUGCCACUUCUGAGUGACUUAUCUGUCUAUUUUUUGUAAAACCCCAUUUUCUCUGCAGUUUCACCUUGUGUGUGUGUGUGUGUGUGUGUGUGUGUGUGUGUGUGUGUGUGUGUGUGUGUGUUGCUUUCAAUUGUUUAACUGCCUGUUAAUGCGUUAGUCCUUCAUGCUACUCUUUUCAUCUUUUGUUGAGUUUCACUCUUUUUUUUCUGUAAAGUGAUUACUGUCAAAUGGUAUGCAUGAACAUAAAAAAAUGGAGAAAUGUUGGUGAGUGCAGGAAGUCAUUUUUCCAGUAGUAUUUUUUUAUUGCCAAAGGAAGUAUUGACAUAUAGACAAACAUUCCACUUGGUCUGUUGUAUUAAGUUCCUUAUGUGAAACAUUUUCUUUUCUUAAAAUGUUUUCCAUUUUUGCACUACUGUAGCCAACUUUUCUGCUGGUUUCCACAGGCUGGAGGUUCACAUAUAUGAUGACUAGAUUCAUGACAUACAACAAAAUUGUAUUACUGUGAUGAAAUUCAGGCAGGUAAAAAGUCUGAGUUAGUACCAGACUUCAAAAAAUGAAAGAUAAUUGAUUUAAUGAUCCAUGUAUUGAUGGUAUGGAGGAUUUAUUUAAUACUAAGCAUUUCAGUCAGAAGAUUACCCUUAUUUUUUUCUAGUCAGUAAUUUAAUCAAUAUAGUAGUUUGCAUUGUUGACCAUUGUAAAUUUGGAGAAGUGUCAAAUUGUUAUAACAGCUCAUUAGUGCAAAAGGUACUCUUGGGGCCAGAAUGUGAUAUUUAUGAAUACAUUUUGCAAGAAUACUUGUCAUACUUGUUUGUACACUAUUUUGGUGAUUUACAGUCUAAUGGAAUAGACGCUUUGAUACUUAAUAUGAAAUCAUGUAGUUUAUAUUGUUAGCCAAGUGUAUAACAAAGUUGUAACCUUUGAUGUCUGUUUAGGUUAGUGUGAAUGUUUUUACAGGCACAGAUAUCUUUAUAGGAACUAGGACAUUAUUAGUGCAAUAAAACUUGAAUUCAGAUGAAGAAAGCUGGCCAAACUCUUAGCCAAAGCAAUUCCUUUCUAUCUUGCCUUUUAAUUUAGCAGUGUUUGUAGAACUUCAGUUGAGCAUGCUUCUGUUGUGUAAACUAAGGAGAUAUCAGUGCUCAAGAAUAAUUUUUGCAAAAUGAGUACUUUAAUUUUAGAUGAGUAAAACUGAUGUAUUCCAUGUAUUGUGUUGCAGCACGUUUUAGCUUAUGUAAGUAAAUGUAAAUACGCUUCAUAUUCACGCUAUAUGUAGCACUCUGUGAAACAUUGUAUAUACUGAUGAUUACUCCUUUUAAGUGAGAACUUUGUUUGGGAUAAUAAAUAAAUAUCACAUAUUAA
Schistocerca gregaria is the source of this 10646-nucleotide messenger RNA. RefSeq names its product arfaptin-2 (gene Arfip). The transcript has 7 exons. Gene Ontology annotation, molecular function: phospholipid binding; protein domain specific binding. Gene Ontology annotation, cellular component: trans-Golgi network membrane. Gene Ontology annotation, biological process: regulation of Arp2/3 complex-mediated actin nucleation; intracellular protein transport. NCBI's taxonomy places the organism in Eukaryota, Metazoa, Arthropoda, Insecta, Orthoptera, Acrididae. Bases 297 to 1319 code for a protein of 340 amino acids. The record is from RefSeq and is a predicted model, not a curated record.